This is a messenger RNA of Mangifera indica (mango), 3964 nucleotides long. RefSeq lists its product as uncharacterized. The transcript is spliced from 5 exons. Bases 344 to 3703 code for a protein of 1119 amino acids. NCBI's taxonomy places the organism in Eukaryota, Viridiplantae, Streptophyta, Magnoliopsida, Sapindales, Anacardiaceae. The record is from RefSeq and is a predicted model, not a curated record.
CUCUCCUAGAAUCCAGAAACGUCGCCGCUUAGGUGUUGUUAAAUCAUCUUUUGCCAUUUUCACCAACGUCAGCCUCUCACGGCAUCUGUCUCCACCUCUCCGAUUAAUUUGCACCAGGUCGCCGUUUCUACUGUCACGCUGUCAUUGUUGGCCGCCAUCCAUCCUCAGUUGGCCCCCCAUCGUCUACAGUGAUCUUAUUCCUACGGCGAUUUUAGUUACUGAAUACGAGCGCAAGAGAGAAGAACUCCGUUUUCUUUUGUCUCCGCUACGCUUACUCCUCUUUCGAACCACCGAUUCUUGGCUAACGUCUGCCGUCGCCAUUCGCGGUCCGUUACGGGUGCCAAUGGAGUUUGAGAACGAGCAUAAUGGUGUUCCUGGAUGUGUUCCGGAAUUUGGAGCUAUCUUCAUGUCAAAUAAGGCAACCAAGAAGGAAUGCUUUAGACGGAAGCUUCUAGGCCUUCCUUCUUCACAAGCAAACUUUGUAAGACGGGUUAAAGCUGGAAUGCUGUUGUUUCUGUUUGAAUUUGAAAGAAGAGAAUUGCAUGGUGUUUUUCAAGCUAGCUCAAAUGGUGCAAUGAAUAUUGUGCCUGAUGCAUAUUGUUCAUCAGGGAAGCAAUUCCCAGCACAAGUAAAAUUCACCCCUUUGUGGCACUGUGGUCCACUUUCAGAAUAUGAAUUCAGAGAUGCUAUUCAAGAAAAUUACUAUGCAGCAAAAAAGUUCAAUUUUGGACUAUCAGAGGAUCAGGUUUACAGGCUUUUGCAUCUAUUCAGUUUGAGAAAGUUGAAGCCACAGAGGCAUUUGUCUGAUACAAUUGCAUUAGCUAAUGAUUCCGGCAUCCUACCAGCAAAAUCUUCUGUUUACAAUCAACUUAAGCCAUCUUCAGCAUUCCCUUACUCAAUAGAGCCACAGGUUGAAACUCUUUCUAGGUCAAGAUCAAGCAGUUUUGCUGUCCCCUAUGAUCCAGAUACCACUGGUAUUGACACUAGGCAUUCAUCAUCUCAUGAUUUUGUUGCCCCUGGUAUCGACGCUAGACACUCACCAUCUCGCGACUUUGUUGCUCCUGGUAUUGACACUAAGCAUUCAUCAUCUUAUGAUUUUGUUGCCCCUGGUAUUGACACUAGACGCUCAUCAUCUAGUGACAUUGUUGCCCCUGGUAUUGACACUAGACGCUCAUCAUCUAGCGACUUUGUCGCCCCUGGUAUUGACUCUAAAUGCUCAUCAUCUCACGGUAUUGACUCUAGACGCUCAUCAUCUCGUGACUUUGUUGCCCCUAGUAUUGACACUCGACGCUCACAAUCUCAAGACUUUAUUGGCCUUGGCAUCAACACUAGACACUCAUCAUCUGGCGAUUUUGUUGGGCGGGGUAUAGACACGAGAUGCUUGUCAUCUCACGAUUUUGUUGGCCCGGGUAUGGACACUAGAUGCUCAUCAUCUCACAACUUUAUUGACCUGGGUAUUGACACCAGAUGCUCAUCAUCUCACGACUUCGUUGGCCUGGGUAUUGACACUAGAAACUCAUCUUCUCAUGACUUUGUUGGCCGGGGUAUUGACGGUAGAUGCUCAUCAUCUCACGACUUUGGUGGCCUGAGUAUUGACACUAGACACUCAUCAUCUGACGACUUUAUUCCCACUGAUAUUGACACUGGAUGCUUGUCAUCUCAUGACUUCAUUGCCCCCGUUAUUGACUCUAGACCUUCAUCAUCUCAUGACUUUGUUGCCCCUCGUGAUUCUGGCUUAGGUUGCUGUGUUCAAGUGUUUUCCUCCAACUAUUAUGAGCUCUCAAGGAGAGCCAGGAUGCCUAUGUUGGAGGCUACUUAUUCUGAAAGCAUGGCUUCAGAAAGUGGAUAUAUUGACCGGAUUAGUGAGGCUCCUAUUCAUGCUUUUAGUCCCAGCCACAUUCCUUCUUUUGUGUUAGAUGAUAAGUCUCAUGUGGCAUCACGAGAGAAACAUGAUUAUGAAAUGCUGCAUUGUGGAAUCAAUGAAUCUCCUGUCACUAAUGUUCCUAUUUUAAAAGAGAGUCAGAGCCAGCCACAGAAUCAUCCUUGUUCUGUCAAAAUUAAAAGCCCAGACUUCCAGGUUAAUUCUUCAUCGAAGCUGGACGUCAACAAAACUUCUGGAAGCCUGUAUUCUCUUUAUGGAAAGAAAAGGGAAAGUGUGUUUUCACGGUUAGGUGUGGCUUCAAAAGCAAGGGUUGAAGAAAAUGAUACCCUUCUUGGUGACAAAGAAGACAGUAGGGAUACCUCAAUAAAUGAAGUCAUGUCCAUGCUUUACAAGAGUCGCCACAAAUGGUUGAAAAUGAGAAAAAGACAAUUAAUUGAAGAUAAAGCUGCAAAUGAUUGGAAGAAGAUGCAGACUGCUGUCAAUUCUCCAUUGUCAAAGAAUAACUUCCAGAAGAUUUCAAAAGAAGUGAAAGUGACUCAAUCAUCAAAGGAUGAUGAGAUCCAAAAGAUUUCAAAGGAAAUGAAAAGGAGUGACAUUCGAGUUAGUAAAGAAAACAGUGAGCAGUUUGUCGAGAAGACAUCUUUGGUGGAUUUCAGGCGUCGUAGUGAAGUGCGGAAAACUCAUAAUACUGAUACUGAGACUGCUAGCUGUAGUGGGAAUGCAGAAAGUGAGUGCAUUUUGAGUGGGCUGCAUAAAAGGAGGAAGUUGAUUAGGCCAGAUUUCAGUAGGAAUGAGUUGUCUGAUGUCAAAAGCAUCAAUACUGAGACUCCAGGUGUUUUAUUGCCAGAUGUAGUGAGUCAAAUGAGUCAUGAAGAGAAGAAGAUCAUUGAAGCUGAAUUGGAUUCAGACUGCAAAAAAGUAGAAAUAGGGGAAGCUGCACCCCCAGGAGAUAUUGAUGAAAAUGGAAAAGAAUUGACACAAAAUGUUAACAUCCAAAGCAUGCCACCAUCUUCAGUCUCUUGUGAGGACUCGAGCAAAAGCAUCAAUACUGAGACUCCAGGUGUUUUAUUGCUAGAUGUAGUGAGUCAAAUGAGUCAUGAAGAAAAGAAGAUCAUUGAAGCUGAAUUGGACUCAGACUGCAAAAAAGUGGAAAUAGGGGAAGCUGCACCCCCGGGAGAUAUUGAUGAAAAUGGAAAAGAAUUGACACAAAAUGUUAACAUCCAAAGCAUGCCACCAUCUUCAGUCUCUUGUGAAGACACGAGCAAAAGCAUCAAUACUGAGACUCCAGGUGUUCUAUUGCUAGAUGUAGUGAGUCAAAUGAGUCAUGAAGAAAAGAAGAUCAUUGAAGCUGAAUUGGACUCAGAUUGCAAAAAAGUGGAAAUAGGGGAAGCUGCACCCCCGGGAGAUAUUGAUGAAAACGGAAAAGAAUUGACACAAAAUGUUAACAUCCAAAGCAUGCCACCAUCUUCAGUCUCUUGUGAAGACACGAGCAAUAUUGAGGUGGGUCCGCAUAUUAAGAAUUCCAUGGUGGAUGAAUUGUCUGAAAAUCUCUGUAAUAUUAGCCAUUGUGUUGGGCAGGAAUCAUCUCAUGAACCUUUCAAAAGAGAUGUUAAUGGGAUUACUUCUGGUGAAACUGCUUGCUGUAGAGCAGCAGGUGAUGAGAAGGUGGACCCAAAUCCUGAUGUUGACAGUAAGAUCGGUAUUGAUAAGGUGACUGACUCAAGUAAUGGGAAUCCAAAGUCACAGGAGCAUGAUGGAUGCAAAGACGGCAAAAUGGGGUUGGGGCAAAAUGUUGAACAUGAAAAUGACAAGCUUCAGUGAAAUCAAGUAUUUUGGUCAAGCAAAUGCGAGGGCAUGCUAAAUAUGACUUGAAAUGUCUUCGUAUUACAAAUGAAAGUGUAUGAUUUGGAACUUUUUGCAUUAGGUGCGUGAAUUUCAUCAGGGUUUUGUUUUUUGAUCAUUCAAAAAAUUACGCAAUGGUUUAAUAUUUUCUGUUUUUCAAAAACAUGUUGACAUGCGAGGAUUAUCCCAUUGCUGGGGAAUAGACAGUUAGAAAGGAUAUGGUAACUAUAUUGAUACCAA